This is a messenger RNA of Lacerta agilis (Sand lizard), 803 nucleotides long. RefSeq names its product SH3 domain binding glutamate rich protein like (gene SH3BGRL). The transcript has 4 exons. The record is from RefSeq and is a predicted model, not a curated record. NCBI's taxonomy places the organism in Eukaryota, Metazoa, Chordata, Lepidosauria, Squamata, Lacertidae. Gene Ontology annotation, cellular component: cytoplasm. Bases 191 to 535 code for a protein of 114 amino acids.
AGCAGCAGCUGCAUCUCGUAGGAGGAGGCGGAGCAUUCCGUGUUUCCACACUGCACGGCGCUGCGCCUCUUCGCCUGCGCGCUUUCUCUCUCUCUCCCCAUCCUCCUGCGCUCGCUUUUGGCUGAGCUACUGUUCCCAGCCUCUGCGCUCGUUCUGCCAUCGCAAAGAAGCGCCUGCCCCCUUCUUCAGGAUGGUGAUCAAAGUCUACAUCGCUUCUUCAUCGGGUUCCACAGCGAUUAAAAAGCAACAGCAGGAUGUGUGUGGCUUUUUGGAAGUCAACAAGAUAGAGUUCGAGGAGAAGGACAUCGCGGCCAAUGAAGAGAAUCGCAAAUGGAUGCGGGAGAACAUCCCCGAAAACUGCCGGCCAACCAGUGGGAAUCCUUUGCCACCACGAAUCUUUAAUGACAGCCGGUACCUUGGGAACUAUGAAGAUUUCUUUGAAGCUAGAGAGAAUAAUGCGGUAUACGCCUUUUUAGGCUUGACUGCCCCACCUGGUUCCAAGGAGGCAGAAGCCUUGGCGAAGCAAGAAGCAUGAAUAUUUUCCCCUGUGCCUGAAGCCUUAAAUGUUCUGCGAAGGGAAGUUUCAACAGCUUUUUGAUACGAUAGCAAAAUUAUCUAUGCUUCAAGAAUUCCGCCCCACCCCCACCCCCUGUGCUGAUUGCUGCACACUGCAUCCCACUAUACAUGAAUAUAAAAUGGAAAAUGCCAAGUGAAAACUCAAACUUGCCAUGAAGACAAAGGAUGUCAUUAAAGGAAGUGUUUAGAAAUCAUAAAUCCCCCCCCCCACUUGUUCACCCAAGUGG